This is a messenger RNA of Chrysoperla carnea, 995 nucleotides long. RefSeq names its product early nodulin-75-like. Lineage: Eukaryota; Metazoa; Arthropoda; Insecta; Neuroptera; Chrysopidae. Bases 113 to 922 code for a protein of 269 amino acids. The record is from RefSeq and is a predicted model, not a curated record. The transcript has 3 exons.
UUUAGUUUUACGUCGUAAUUUCAAUAGUCAAUUGGGUAUAAAUAAUAUAUCCCAUUUCCAAAAUUUUAAAGGUAAUCAAUUACUGAAAGUGAUAUUGAUAACUACUAAAAACAUGGGUCGAAAUUAUCUUGCUAUCUUACUCCUUGGAGUCUUACUCCAUUCAACAAUUUCAUCACCAGUGGAUAUUAACAACCAAGGAAUUCAAGGGCCACAACAACCUGAGAACAAUAAUGAACAAAAAGAUAACAAUCAUGCAGUUCAAGAACAACAACCUAAUGAUAACAACGAACAAAACAAUCAAGGACCCCAAGGAGAAGAACAGCCUGUGGAUGCAAAGGAAAAGGUUGAUGAAUCCAAAAAAGUAAAAGAUGAAAAAGAACAUAAAAAAGAAGAAGCAGAAAAAUUGAAGGAGCAUAAAAAAAAGGAACAUAAAGAAGAAGAAGCAGAAAAAUUAAAGGAGCAUAAAAAAAAGGAACAUGAAAAGAAAGAAGAUAAAAAAUCAGAAGAAAAUUCAGAAGAAGAUUCCAAAAAACCAAAACAUCACCCAAGUGGUAAGCCACCAGGAGGUAAACCACCAGGAGGCAAACCACCAGGAGGUAAACCACCAGGAGGUAAACCACCAGGAAAUAAACCACAUGGCGCAAAACCACCAGGCCUAGUAAAAGAAGUAAGUGAACAUGAAAAAAAAGAACAUGAAAAAUUAAAGGAACACAAAAAGAAAGAACAUGAAAUAAAAGAAGAAAAAAAACCAGAAGAUGAUUCCAAAAAACCAAAACAUCAUCCAAAUGGUAAACCACCAGGAGGUAAGCCACCAGGAGGUAAACCACCAGGGGGUAAACCACCAGGAGGUAAACCACCAGGAGAUAAACCACCAGGCAAACCAAAAUCAGCAGAAGCACAACUUACCUUAUUUCUAAAUUGAAGAAAUAAUUCAAAUGUCAAUGAUGAUUGUACGUAAAGCAUUCAUGUCUCAAUAAAUAAAAUCAAUUUACCAA